AUGAGUCAGUUUGGUGGUGGAGGUCGUGGCGGAGGUCAUGGUACAGGCCGUCCUGGAGGACAGGAUGGUUGUACGAACUGUGCCCUGGCCGACCAUACUAGACCAGAUUGUCCAUACCCCGUAAGAGUGUGCCGAGAUCAUUUGAAGGGACAAUGUAGACACGGGAGCAACUGUAAAUUCAAUCACGUUGCUCGACUCAACCACGUUGCUCGACUCCCGCCGCCUGCUCCAGUCACACAAGACGACUCCAUUCAAACUGAACUUUUCGAUCACAGAGACAGCUUCCAGAGCAAGAAGUUCCAGAGUUCCAUCGAAAAGGAGAAGAGCCAAGCCGUACAGCAGGACGAGAUUAUCUACGAACUUCGAAAAGAAUUCGCACAAAAAGACAACCUUGUUCUCACGAAUCACUUCUGCCUGGGUUUGCCUGAUGAAAAGAAAAAUCCUCUCCACCUUUUCGUAAUAAGUGGUAUCGAAGAUGAAGUCGAAGCGGACAUGGAGAUGAAGAGCACCGAGCAAUCCGGAAAAUCAGCACAGAUGCAACGAGAUAAUGUUUCGCAUGCGAUUCCUAGGCAAGAAAUCGUUGGAACUUCUUCAACUGCAACAUCACUGCAAAAUCAUGCUACCAGUAUCCCUAAUUCGGUCUCUACGAAACCCUUGCCACGCGGGCGGAAAGAGCAACUAUUCAACAAACUGGUCGAAAAGUGUUACACGCUUCGCAAAUACAGAAUGGACUACGCCACCGAUGGAAUGAGGUUCAUUGUAGCUUGGAAAGACAUGAAAUCAGACUUCAAAAAGGAGCUCUCGCAGUCCGAUCCAGAGUCCGAUGUGGUAUUUCAAACGACUGUCGAUUUUCAAGAGGGGAGACAAGUAAAGCAUAAGACUCUGAAGGUUCAUUACAAGAACACGAUACCUAUUUCGAGGUUGACUGAAUCCUCUAACGGUACAAAGCCCUACUUCACUGUCAACUCGAAGGAUACCCAGUCUGAAAUCUCUCCCGAUCACGCCAUAAAUUUGGUUCUUGCAAAAGUUGCAACAGCGUCAUCCUCCAACGUCUUUCGGAUUGGUCGCAACAAGAUCUACUUGGAAGAUACGAUGGAACGUCUCGCGCCUGGCAUGGUCGCGUACAAGGGCUUCUUCUCGACGGUGAAGGUCGGAAUGGGUAUGCCACUUCUCAACGUUAGUUUGGCGAACAGCGCCUUCUGGGCGCCUGGCCCUUUGAUUGCUUUUCCCCGUAAUCGGGCCAUAGGUAGGAAAGUCAAGGUCUGUUAUGGCAGGGAACGCAUCAAGACAAUUCAUGGUUUCGGAUUGUGUCCAAAGCAACAGUUGUUCAGGUUUGAAGAGUACGGGCAGGAAAUUGAGAUUAGUGUUCUCGAGUAUUUGAGGACAAAGCCUGAGAUUCCGAAGAGGCUCUGGCACGAACUCAAUGCCUCGGAAAACCAUUGUGUAAACACACAGCCGAGAGGGAAGCAACCGGAAUGGUUUCCGAUGGAGCUACUCGAAAUCGCGAAGUAUCAACCAUGUGGUGGCAGGCUUUCAGGAGAUGCGACAGCCCGCAUGAUCGAAAUAGCCCGCACAAGCCCUUUUGAAGGCCUGCGACGAAUUGUAGGUCAUGGACUAAGGUUGCUGGGAAAUAACUCCGAUGCUUGCGCGCAGUCAACUUUGAACAGCGCCUCUAUUAGCAUUCAACCCAAGGUCCUAAAAGUACCCGCCCGGCAACUUCCAGAUCCAACUGUUCGUUAUGGCGGAGGUGGUAACGCUCAGAUAUUGCCGAAUAAGAAAUGGAACCUCGCUAGAAAACGAUUCUGCGACACCACAAAUACCCUUCCGGAACAGUUCCUCGUCUUGGUCCCCAAUAUCGCUGGGAGAUUGAGCAUAUCUAGAGACGAUGCUUCGGCAUAUGGUCUGGGACUUGCAACCGAAAUGCGUAACACUGGUAUACGGCCUCGCGCAAACGUAGAGCCCCAAAACUGGUUCACUUGCGAAUUGAUCGAUCUCAACACCCCAGCGGGACCCGAAGAAGGAUUUCGAGCUCGCUUGCGGCAGCUCGACAAGAACAAGUUGGUCGUGUUUGUGAACCAAAGCAAGGACUCCAGCAACUCCAUCUAUUUCGACCUCUUCAAGCGUGUUGCAGAGCAGGAAUACGGUCUACAAAACGUUUGUAUUACCCACGCAGCCUUGGCAGCCCAAAGGAACAAGACACAAUACUUCGCGAAUGUGGCGAUGAAGGUCAACUUGAAGCUUCGCAACUAUAACCAUGCUAUCGCUACAGUGAAUAUUCAACGGGGCACUUCUGAGCUCGCUGGAGUGAAUUUGAACGAUACCAUCGUUUUGGGUGCAGAUGUCACUCAUACCCAGAAAGAUAGCGAUCCCGGGUCUUUCUCUCUCGCCGCGCUCGUUGGUAGCAUAGAUGGAACCCUAGGCCAGUUCUACGGUUCCAUGACGUAUUUAGACCGAGAUUCAGAAGCCAUCGCAUGGAAUAACAUGAAGACAAUGACACAGCAACGUCUCAUGGCCUUCCACAAAAAGUCCAACCGUCUUCCUGCGAACAUCCUAUUCUUUCGUGAUGGUGUAGAUGAGGGGCAGUAUGCCCGCGUAAAAACUAUGGAGGUGGAAGGUGUGAAAGCGGGCUACCGAGCUUUCGCUGAAAGCAUCGGCAAGCCCAAGGAACCGAAGAUCACGACCGUUAUCGUGACAAAGCGUCACCACACGAGAUUCUACCCUUCCGAUGUUUCCAAUGCUAGCGAUGCAACCCGGACGAACAACUGCACACCUGGAACCUGCGUGGACUCAGGCGUCACGCAUCCCAACUAUUUCGAGUUCUACCUCCAAUCACAUUAUCCACUUCAGGGCACUGCUCGGCCUGCGCGUUACUUUGUCCUCGAGAAUGGCAUGGGAUUGACACCACGGCAGCUUCAGAGAUUUACGUAUGAGCUCUGCUACUCUUACGUCCGCGCCACGCUUCCUGUGGGUUACGCACCUCCAGCAUACUAUGCUGAUCGGCUUUGCGAACGUGCUCGUAGCUACUUCUCUGACUUUCUCAAGUCACAAGAUACCGCUGGAAGUAACUGCGAUGACGCUUCGACCCAGGGAACAACAUCAUCGAAAGAAGCGCCAUCCGCCACGGCAAAGACAUCUACCAAAGACACACAGGUAGUAGAGUCAUUCGAGCCUACUGGCAAAUGGAAAGACAGGUGGGACAUUCCCAAAAACCCCAACGGUCCAUGGCACCAAAACCUCAACGACUCUAUGUUUUGGAUGUAA
Molecule: messenger RNA, 3261 nt
Organism: Didymosphaeria variabile
Lineage: Eukaryota; Fungi; Ascomycota; Dothideomycetes; Pleosporales; Didymosphaeriaceae
Exons: 2
Coding region: 1-3261 (1086 amino acids)
Molecular function (GO): protein binding; nucleic acid binding; metal ion binding
Source: RefSeq, a predicted model, not a curated record